Oxyura jamaicensis (ruddy duck) is the source of this 1987-nucleotide messenger RNA. RefSeq names its product tripartite motif containing 65 (gene TRIM65). Bases 186 to 1751 code for a protein of 521 amino acids. Gene Ontology annotation, biological process: positive regulation of autophagy. The record is from RefSeq and is a predicted model, not a curated record. NCBI's taxonomy places the organism in Eukaryota, Metazoa, Chordata, Aves, Anseriformes, Anatidae. The transcript has 6 exons. Gene Ontology annotation, molecular function: zinc ion binding; protein binding.
GCGGGUGUCAGAGCCCGCGUGGCCGAGGGGCGAGCAGGCACCCGCAGGGUGUGCCUUUAAGGGUACACCUGGCUCGGAGCCCUGACCCGCCUCUGUGCUCAGCGUCACCCAGCUCUUCCUCCUUCCCCGGCGGGGUUUCUGUUUCUCUGGCUUCUUUCCCUCACUGCCCCGAUCCCCAGCACAAGAUGGCUUUGUCCGUCUCGCCGAAGCUGGAGGAGAAGCUGGUGUGCUCCAUCUGCCUGGAGCUCUUCAAGGUGCCCGUCACCUUGCCCUGCGGCCACAACUUCUGCGAGCGGUGCAUCAGCGACCACAGGACCAAGCAGGAGCAGGCGGCCGCCGGGGCCAAGCAGAGCUACCCAUGCCCCGAGUGCCGCCAGAGCUGUGAGUCGCAGCUGGAGCUGAAGAAGAACGUGACCCUGUGCAAGGUGGUGGAGCUGGCGCAGGCGGGCAAGGUGUGGGUGCAGCAGUGCGAGGUGGCCCACGGCGGGCUGUGCCCGCGGCACGGGCGCCCGCUGGAGCUGUACUGCGAGGAGGAGCAGCGGUGCAUCUGCUGCGUCUGCACCGUGCAGCAGUGCCAGCGGCACCGGCGGGCGCUCUUCGAGGACGAGCACUCCAGGAAGCAGGCCCUCCUGGAAAAGUCCCUGAAAGAAGCCCAGGAGGAGUCGGAGAAGAUCGAGCGGGCGUUGCAGGAGCUGGAGGAGCGAACGCAGAGCAUCAAGGACUCCUCCGAGGGGCUCAGCUCAGUGAUCCUGAGCAAAUUCACCCACCUGGAGAAAGGUCUGGAGGCUUUCCGGUGUCAGAUGGUGGCCAAGGUCGAGCAAGAGCUGGUGGCGGCGCUGGGGCGCGUGGAGGAGGACUCCAGCACCCUGAAGGAUCACCUGGACGCCCUCAGACAGCACCAGGAGCAGGCACGGCACCUGCUGGCCUGCACCACGGACCACAGGACCUUCCUCGAGGAAUUCCCCCGGCUCCCGGCCUGGGAGAGCCUGGCGGUGCCGCCCCCGGUGCAGUUCGACGCGGCCGGCGUGGUGGAGCCCGUCAGCGAGAUCCUCGCCGACAUCUCCCGGCUGCUGCUGGAGGAUUUGCCCGGUGCCAUGACCCCCAAAGCCCCCGACCCUGUUGUUUCAGGCCCAGUGCAGCCCAAGGGGACAGAGAUGAAGGCAGCGACCCCUGCGACCCCUCUCCCCAAGUGCCAGAUCCGAGCUGAGCUUCUGAAGGACCACCGCAACCUCACCUUCGAUCCCGACACGGCCAACAAGUACCUGGAGCUGUCGAAGGGCCACCGGCGAGCCAGGCACGGCACCGGCGCCGCGGGCGGCUGGCAGGAGCGGGGCCGCCCCUUCGAGCCCUGGCAGGUGCUGUGCGCGCAGGGCUACGGGCAGGGCUGCCACUACUGGGAGGUGACCAUCUCCAGCCACUCCGUCAUCCUGGGGGUGACGUACCGCGGCCUCCCCCGGCAGCAGCCGCCGGGCCACAAGUUCAGCAUCGGGCUGGACGGGGGCUCGUGGGGGCUGCAGGUGCGGGAGGACAGCUACCUGGCCUGGCACAAGGGUCGGGAGGAGAAAAUCCAGCAGCGGCUCUACGCCGAGCUGGGGGUCCGCCUGGAUUACGGCCGGGGGCUGCUUUCUUUCUACGGCCUCGGGGAGGAGACGCAGCUCAUCCACCGCUUCCACGCCGUCUUCACCGAGCCGCUCUACCCCAUCUUCUGGCUGUGCGAGGGCCGCACCAUCACGCUGGGCCGCAGGGACUGAGCUCCAGCCGGCCCCGUGAGCGCCGUACCCGGGGCUGGAUGGGGUUCAGUGACUUUAAUGAGAGCCCAAGAGGCCAGGCAUCCACAUCAGCCCCGAUUUGCAUAUGCAAAUAGCACAAUGGUGACACAUGACAGGCAGAAGGUGUACUGGUGAUGACCUUGCAGUGGGAUGAAGGCCCUGCUGGCUGUGCAGGGGUGCAAGGCCGUGCUUCUCCUCUUCCUCCCGUCCCGGCAAAA